CGGUACAGUGCAACACCUAUUGCGCGCAGCGAUUAUUAAUUAUUAUAAACGUGUCGAUAUUUCAUUACUUGGCAAUUCAUAAUUAGAAUUCGCAAUGGCGCCUUCAGUGACUGAGUAUUACACCGGAAAACGUGUGCUGAUCACGGGCGGGACGGGUUACGUCGGAAAGGCUCUGGUCGAGAAACUGCUGAGGAGUUGUCCUGACGUAGACACCAUAUAUCUACUGUUAAGGAGCAAAAAAGGACUCAGCAGCGAAGAGAGACUUAAGGAUCUUUGCAAUAAUAAGCUGUUCGACGUAGUGCGCAGCCAGAACCCAGGUGUGUUUAGGAAGCUAAAACUGAUAGCUGGCGAUAUCUUGGAUGAUGGCUUAGGUAUUUCCAAUGAUGACAGAGCUGAGCUGCAGAAGAACUGCAAUGUCAUCUUUCAUAGUGCAGCCUGUGUGAGAUUCGACCAGAAGUUAAAAGAUGCUGUGAACCUGAAUACUGUGGGGACAUUACGUGUACUGCAGUUGGCAGAGACAAUGAACAAUUUGGAGGCAGUGCUCCACCUAUCGACAGCUUACUGUCGCUGCGAACUCGACGAGCUGGAGGAACGCAUGUACCCAGCUGUCCACAACCCGCGGAAGAUCAUGGAUAUAUGCAAAUGGAUGGACAACAGCCUGCUUGAAUACUUGGAGCCAAAGUUAAUAGAAUCGGAGCCUAACACAUACUCUUAUACGAAGGCAAUCACAGAAACAUUGGUUGAAGAGUUUGCGUGCAAGUUUCCAUUGGCCAUCGCCAGACCGUCGAUAAUAAUCGCAGCAUGGAAGGAUCCUUUUCCCGGCUGGGUGGACAACUUGAAUGGACCAACGGGUCUACUCAUAGGAAGCGGGAAAGGUGUCAUCAGGACCAUGCUCUGUACGCCGCAUUACACCGCGGACGCUGUGCCCAUAGACGUGGUUGUCAACGGCUGCAUACUGAUCGCUUAUGCUACUGCUUUGGAUAGACCCCGGACUAUCAGCGUGUAUAAUAUCACGCUGUCACAAGUAAUCAGCAUAUCAUGGGAAAAGAUUAUCGAAUUAGGAAGGAAAUGGGUCCUAGUUUACCCUCACACUAUGGCUCUGUGGUAUCCCGGCGGCAACAUCAAGACUUACGCGUGGACCAACAGGCUGGCAGUCUUCUUCUCACACCAGAUCCCAGCUUAUUUGGUGGACAGCAUUCUGUUCCUAAUGGGGAAGAAGACUUUCUUGGUCAACGUUCAAAAACGAGUCAGCCACGGUCUAAGCGUUCUUCAAUACUACACCACUAAAGAGUGGUGCUUCAAGAACGACAACUUCCUAAACCUUCAGAAGAGGAUCAGUGUGAAGGAUAACGACACAUUCUUCACUGAUCUGAAGCCUGUAGACACAGAUGAGUACAUGAAGAACUAUGUGUUGGGCGCGAGACAGUUCUGCUGCAAAGAAGACCCGUCCACAUUGCCGAGGGCUAGAAAACUUAAUAAAAUACGAUACGUCGUGGACGUAGUAUUCAAAGUGAUGUUCUACGUUCUGCUGUUAUGGCUGCUAUACUCCAAUCGCCAAGUCUUCACGUCUUCUAUAGAAUUCUUGGAUUCCACACUCAAAAGCUUAGCGCCCAUCAAGAAUGUUAGAGCAGAUUCUGAUGAUGAAGUAUACGAAAUGCAGAUGUAAAAUUUUAAUAUAGAAUUUAAUUUUGGGACUUUGAUGCGAGAACUUGAUCUUGUAUAAUUUUAGCCGCCCAAUGACGAUGGUUGAAUUGUAAAUUACUGUUAGAGUCUGUGCGGAAAGAGAAUGAGCGUGGCGAAAAACGGAACCAACAUUAAGAUUUUUAUUUGGCAAUCAAA
Messenger RNA from Chilo suppressalis (striped riceborer), 1839 nucleotides. The record is from the annotation of a GenBank genome assembly. NCBI's taxonomy places the organism in Eukaryota, Metazoa, Arthropoda, Insecta, Lepidoptera, Crambidae.